GUCAGACUUUGUGAAUCAAUACUGCUAUGUUCAUGGGACAUAUUUCGUUUCGCUGAACGAAUCGCUUCCCUACAACGAAACUGAACGACGAAGGAUCCCCAUCAACUACUACCAAUGGGUGCCAUAUAUCCUUGCCCUUCAAGCCUUUCUAUUCUACAUGCCUCGCUUCGUAUGGAAAUCACUCAUCGCCGUUAGCGGCUAUGACCUCGCUGGUGCAAUCCAAUACGUGGACGGGUUUUGGUCCACAGUGAAGACCAACGAUGCAACUUUCAAAG
This is a messenger RNA of Cooperia oncophora, 275 nucleotides long. Lineage: Eukaryota; Metazoa; Nematoda; Chromadorea; Rhabditida; Trichostrongylidae. The record is from the annotation of a GenBank genome assembly.